AUGAACGCGAACCAAUACCAGUCACUUUCCACUGAGAGGGAAGAAAUCAUGAGCAUUUUUUCGGACCUGAGGCCCGCAAAAUUCUAUCCCGUGCCGGAUGUCGAGGCAAUGCCUCGUCAAACUCACGUCCAGAACUCAGAGGACAUCGUGGCUAGGACAGAUCGGACGACUCAACCGGGCUACAUAUCGGACGCUGAUAUAUUAGGACUGGACCUUUACGUCAAGCCGCCUGAACCAGUUAACGUCGCAUCCAGCUACCAAACUAUGUGGGUCCGGCAUUCCGGGCCGCAAUGGCCAUGGUCGACGCCUCAUUUAACUAGCCGCUGGUGUUAA
This is a messenger RNA of Macrosiphum euphorbiae (potato aphid), 333 nucleotides long. NCBI's taxonomy places the organism in Eukaryota, Metazoa, Arthropoda, Insecta, Hemiptera, Aphididae. The record is from the annotation of a GenBank genome assembly.